AAAAUGAUGGAGCGAUGAAGUCACUGGGAGAGUGAGAGCAGAACUGCUGAGACGAAAAUCGAAGAAGCCAUUACACGCGCCGCCGUCAAAACAACAACUGCCGCCGCCGUUGUUUUACUCAACCACGUCCAAAGAUUCCUCCUCCAAAACGCACCGCAUCGGCCUUCCUCCGAAUUCAAAACUAAUCGCCACCAAUUCCAUGGCGGACGACGGCGGCGUUCACAAGCGAGCUCUUACCAGUGUCGCCGACCUCGACGGCGUCCUUGAUGAGAUACUGGCAAGGCUACGGGUCAAAUCACUGAUGCGAUUUCGCUGCGUCUGCAAGUCAUGGCGUGCUCUCAUCUCCCAGUCUCGUUUUGUCACCAAGCACUUCAACUACGCAAGCAAAGGCUUCACCGAGAACACCUCCAGGCUCUUGAUAUCAAUGAGUCAUCUCCAAUCCCGAGACUGUGAAGCAUCCAAGGACUUAUCCCUAGACUGUGAGGCAUUGAAGGAUGAUGGAGAUGCUCAUCUUGCAAUUGGAAAGCUCGAGUUUCCGGUAAUGUUCCCUAAUUCCAGUCGUAGAAAUAUUGUGGGUUCUUGCAAUGGCCUGAUUUGUGUAGAAAUUGACCAGAAAGACAUGGUGGUAUGGAACCCUUGUACUGGACAAUCCAAUUUGUUGCCAAAACCUACUGAUCAUUGCAUUCCGCAGUUUUCUGGAUUUGGUUAUGAUUCCACUAAUGAUGAUUAUAAGGUAGUGAGAGGGUACAAUCAUAGAGUUAGGGGUUCUGAGGAAACCAUGGUUCAGGUCUUUAGUUUAAAAUCAGGUUCAUGGAGGACCCAUGAGGGUCUCGGUUACUUUUUCUUGGCAGGGCCGGCGUGCUUGUUAAAUGGUGCUCUGCAUUGGCAAGGGACCAUAGUUGAUGAUUUUCAUCCAAGAGAUUCAAGGAUUAUCUCGUUUGAUUUAGCAGAGGAAAAGUUUCGGGAGAUGCUUCCAUUGCCCUCUCUGGUUGGGUUUAGAUGCGACUUUCUUCCUGGAGAUUGUCUUGGUGUAUAUGAAUAUAGCAUUCUACACGAUGAGAUCUCCAGGUUUAGAAUAUGGAUGAUGAAGGAAUAUGGGGUCAAGGAAUCGUGGACUGAAGUUGCUUCUUUUGAUUUACCAAAAGAUCAUAAAUUCUCACUCGUGACGCCUCUGUGCAUAUUAGAGAAUGGUGAAGGUUUGAUCGCCAGCAGAUAUGAUUUUCAGUCCUUGGUAUUCUAUAGCUUCAAGGAACAGACAUUUAGGAAUGUUUUUAGGACCCACAACAGAUGGAAAUUUGAUGGACUCAUUUACAGGGAGACUUUAGUUUCACCAGUCACCAGUGGUAUUGCAGACAUCUCUAAGAUCAACACUAUUUGUGGGGAGCUAAUUUGUGAGCACCAUGAUGCUCAAGGAAAUCAACAAAAUGUUUGAAUCAAGUUGAAGCUGCUGCAGAGGUGAAGAGCCCAGUUGUAAAUGAAGGUGGAAUUCAGGAAUUGGUGCUCGCAUUAGAUAGACAUGACUUCUGAAUCUCCCUCAAUGUACAACUAAAUUAUUUUGGUUUCACCGACUGCCAGUAUUGGUUUUUAGUUGUUUAAUUUUAUUUCAAAAUGUAUCAAGAUAUGUUAUCAAAGACAAAAUGGUAUAUCCACCAAGAUAGCAAGUCAAAAAAUAUGAAAGAACCUAUACUUUUGAGCAGGCCAAACAACAGUAA
Molecule: messenger RNA, 1712 nt
Organism: Rosa chinensis
Lineage: Eukaryota; Viridiplantae; Streptophyta; Magnoliopsida; Rosales; Rosaceae
Product: F-box/kelch-repeat protein At3g23880
Exons: 2
Coding region: 200-1432 (410 amino acids)
Molecular function (GO): protein binding
Source: RefSeq, a predicted model, not a curated record